Molecule: messenger RNA, 2369 nt
Organism: Amphibalanus amphitrite
Lineage: Eukaryota; Metazoa; Arthropoda; Thecostraca; Balanomorpha; Balanidae
Product: ataxin-3-like
Exons: 7
Coding region: 72-977 (301 amino acids)
Biological process (GO): protein deubiquitination
Cellular component (GO): nucleus
Molecular function (GO): cysteine-type deubiquitinase activity
Source: RefSeq, a predicted model, not a curated record
UAGGGAACUGUGGAGAACGCUGGAAAGCGUUGAUUUUUUGGCAUUGAUGACUAGUCAAUAAUUUGUGUAAUAUGGAUUCGAUUUUCCAUGAAAAGCAAGAGGGAUCAUUGUGUGCCCAGCACUGUCUGAAUGCACUACUCCAAGAGCCUUACUUCACGGCUGUCGACCUGGCCACCCUGGCUCAGCAGAUGGAUGAGGCCGAGCACAGCCGAAUGUCUGAGGCAGGCGUUGACAGUGAAGAGUACCGCCACUUUGUCCAGGCAGGCUCCCAGAAUAUGGACGACAGCGGCUACUUCUCUGUGCAAGUGAUCGCUGCAGCACUGCGUGUCUUUGAGCUGGAGCUGGUGCCGUUUGGCAGCUCAGAUCCGCGGGCCACGAGCGCUCGACAAAAUAUCGCGGGUCAAUCGGCGUUCAUUUGUAACUACCGGGAGCACUGGUUCACGGUUCGGCGACUGGGCCGCCAGUGGUUCAACCUGAACUCGCUGCUGACGGGGCCUGAGCUGCUGUCCGACACCUACCUCUCCGAGUUCCUCGCCCAGCUGCGACAGGAAGGCUACUCGAUAUUCCUGGUGCUGGGCGCGCUGCCGCGCUGUGCGGCCGACCAGCGGCUGCAGACCGAGACGGUCACGCAGACGGUGAAGCCGCGGCUCAUCUCCGAGCAGCGCACCAUCGACUCUCUGGCCGGCGACGAUCCGCAGCUACGCGCCGCCAUCGCCGCCAGCCUGGACGGCGACACCGGCGGCCAGCCGACGGACGAGGAGCAGCAACUGCAGGCCGCCCUGGCCGCCAGCCUGGCCGAGUCGGCGGCGCCGGCGGCCGAGGAGCAGGAGCAGGACGAGCAGCUGCGCGCCGCCAUCCAGCUCAGCCUCCAGCCCGAGGCUGAUCCUGCUCCAGCCGACGGAGAACAGGUGCGCGCCAGGAGACAGGCGUUCCUGGACCGACUCCAGCGCCCUGACGGCGGUCAGUCCACCACGUAACGCUCGUGACACCCCUCCGGCCCGGCGUGACGCUGCCGCGCGCGUCCGGGCCGCCCACUGUGAUUCAACUCGUGACUCUGGUGUGGUAUUUCCGCUUGACUUCAUCGGAAAGUGUGGGCGGAGUGAUAUUUUUGUGCUCGUUAUCAGUAGCGAGUAGCGCACUUGCUACUACUAAAUGACAGUCAUAUUGUGGGUACUCACACAAGAUAGUGUGAUACGUUGGAUACGCAUUACCGUGCAUGUCGCCUCAGAUAAGGUUGCUAUAGUUCGUUUUUUUUUUAAAAGGACGCUGGCUCCAAGUAUGUUUUUCGAACAAGCACGUGUUUUAGCCGCCAAAACGAGCAAAAACUGAACCUGAGAAAAUCGAACGUCGACUAAUUUUAACAUGUGAUUUCUUCCCGAUAACUUCCAUAUGUGCGUUUUGGAACCAGAUAUGGGAACAGUGCUGACGUCAUGCUGUCGAACACGUAUUGCAAUGUAACGUAUAACUAUCAUGGACGGAACCGCUUACUCGAUUAUGCUCGGCAACAGUGAAAAACUAAGUUUCACCCAAAUUCGUUGACACUUGUCCCAUUGCACGGACAUUUGGGUGCCUGCUGCCACCAGUGACGUCAUUAUAGAAUGUUCAUUUUUAAGAAACAAUUUCCAGCUACUUACCGUGCACAAUUUGAAAUCGAUCAUUUUUUCGGUAAGAAAUUCUUGGCCAGACACUGAAGCUGCCAAAACUCACGUGAGAGCUUCGAUAUUGCACUUUGAGCCAGCGUCCUUUUGAAAAAAAACGAACUAUAGCAGAAACACAGACCUUUAUUUUCACUUGCUUAUUUCACUUUAUUUGUUUUGAAACCAAGAAGGACCGAAUUAGCGCGUUUAUGUUUGUAACUUAUGCAUCGCGUUUUUGCUAUAACACUGCGUGAUAAAUCAACACCAGCGUGUUUUAGUUGCGUUUUUACAGCUGAAGCUGUAAACUGACCACAAUAAGUAAUUUUAGGUGAGCCGGUCGUUUGGGCUCUGUCGGACAGAGCUUGGUCUGACUCGCGGUCUUUUUCUUGUGCCGUUCUACAUGCUGUAAGGAGAGUCUGAUCCCCGUCACUACAUGUUUUCACGAUCACCUCGUAGAGAAAGUAUACGAUGUCAUGUUUGCUGCUAUUUAAUCAGGUGACACACUACACUACCGUCUGAAGACAAAGCAAGACUGAUGUCCAAGUAUUCAUUUAAAUUGGUAGCGAAAUGCCUUUCGGCUGUAUUUUGUUUUCAUGCUACCAGCUGGUGCCUUUGAAUCAGUUGAAACCCUGUUACCAAGGAUAGACUGUGGGAUUCUCAGUCCAACUCUUGAAACCGAGGUCCAGCAAUGUGGCGAUGUGCCUGCGGGUAAAUACAACCUCCUGGCCCUGA